This is a messenger RNA of Hyaena hyaena (striped hyena), 752 nucleotides long. RefSeq names its product prolyl-tRNA synthetase associated domain-containing protein 1. The transcript is spliced from 2 exons. Gene Ontology annotation, molecular function: aminoacyl-tRNA deacylase activity. Bases 148 to 663 code for a protein of 171 amino acids. The record is from RefSeq and is a predicted model, not a curated record. NCBI's taxonomy places the organism in Eukaryota, Metazoa, Chordata, Mammalia, Carnivora, Hyaenidae.
CACGACUCCGCCUCCGGAAGGCGCCGCACUGGGCUUCCGGGGCCGCCUCCUCCGGGCACUUCCGCUCGUCUUCAGUCGGCCUGCCGCGCGGCAAGCCACGCUGGGUUACCGCGUGUCCGUGCAGCGUCCGCAGGCCACUACAGCAGCAUGGCUGGUGCCGAGUUGCGGGCGGCGCUGGAGGAGCGGCUCGGCGCCCUGGCCAUCCGCACAGAGGUAGUGGAGCACCCAGAGGUGUUUACAGUUGAAGAAAUGAUGACUCAUAUUCAGCAUCUGAAAGGAGCACAUAGUAAGAACUUAUUCCUUAAAGACAAGAAGAAAAAAGGAUAUUGGCUGGUGACAGUUCUUCAUGAUAGACAAGUCAAUUUAAAUGAUCUUGCUAAGCAGUUAGGUGUUGGAAGUGGAAAUCUUCGGUUUGCUGAUGAAACAGCCAUGCUAGAAAAACUAAAAGUUGGCCAAGGCUGUGCCACACCUUUGGCACUCUUCUGUGAUGAUGGAGAUGUGAAAUUUGUUCUGGAUUCUGCUUUUUUGGAAGGUGGACAUGAAAAGGUGUACUUUCAUCCAAUGACCAAUGCUGCAACUAUGGGAUUGAGCCCUGAAGACUUUCUCACAUUUGUGAAGAAGACAGGACAUGAUCCCAUAAUACUAAAUUUUGAUAAAAACUAACUGGACUGAUACUUAGAAUACGUUAUUUCUGCAAUCUGUUUUUCUUAUUUGUAAUUUAUAGAAAACAUUAAAAGUGGUAAGAAUAUUUA